Stegostoma tigrinum is the source of this 786-nucleotide messenger RNA. Its product is annotated as probable G-protein coupled receptor 139. Gene Ontology annotation, biological process: G protein-coupled receptor signaling pathway. The transcript has a single exon. Gene Ontology annotation, cellular component: membrane. The coding region runs from base 1 to 786 and encodes 261 amino acids. The record is from RefSeq and is a predicted model, not a curated record. Lineage: Eukaryota; Metazoa; Chordata; Chondrichthyes; Orectolobiformes; Stegostomatidae. Gene Ontology annotation, molecular function: G protein-coupled receptor activity.
AUGGCGGUGCUGGAUCUAUUGGUCGUUAUCAUUGAGAUCAUACUCAGCCAAAUCAAAGAUGAUUUUUUCCCACCGUCAUUCUUGGACAUCACCCCUGUGUGUCGUGUUCACUAUGCCCUGCGCCGUGUAGCCAUAGGCUGCUCUGUGUGGUUCACCAUCAUGUUCACCUUUGAUCGAUACGUCACCAUUUGUUGUGAGAAACUGAAAGCCAAAUACUGCACUGAAAAAACUGCAGCUGUGGUUCUUACGACAACCGGCAGUCUGCUCUGUUUAAAAAACAUUCCCACCUACUUUAGAUUGAAACCUGUGCUGAUUAUUGACGGCAUACCAAUGUACUGCUCUAAUUCAGAUGCAUAUUAUUAUGACCCUGUCUGGAAAGGAUGGAAAAGGUUUGAAAAGUUUCUAACACCCCUAUUCCCAUUUGGUUUCAUUCUGUUCCUCAACACCCUGACAGUCAGACAGAUUUUAGUGGCCAGUCAAGUCCGUAAAAGACUGAAGGGUCAAAGUAAUGGAGAGAAUUCUAGUGACCCAGAGAUGGAGAGUCGAAGGCAGUCUGUGAUUUUACUCUUUGCAAUAUCUGGCACCUUCAUUUUUCUGUGGCUAUGGUAUAUUUUGAAUUAUUUUGGUGUUGAUGAUCCUUUAGACAGUUAUGGUGAAUAUAUAUUUUCGCAAUGUGCAUAUAUGCUGCAGAAUUUGACUUGCUGUACGAAUACCAUUGUCUAUGUAGCUUCCCUUUCCAAGUUCAGAGAGAAGCUCAGGAACCCACUGGAAGCUAUAUUUACAUAA